AUGGCCGCCCACAUCGCUGAACCCUGCAUCAAGCGGUUCGAGAACGAGACUUCUCAAUUGAAAACUAUCCUUAUUGGAGCCACGAUGAAGGUUAGCCGCAUCGACACCAUCCUUGCUGGCCAAGAGCAUGUGGAGCAGUGGAUGAACGCCUGGGAUGCGUGGGCCAAGUUGAUCUCCCGCUUGGAAAAAGUUGCGGUCAUUGUCCAUGUGUUCCUGAGAGGUACGAUUUCACCCUUGUUCUCGGGCGUGCUGGAGAAAAAAGCUAGCACACUUGAAACGACUUAUGGCGCCAUCGACUUUCCCACCGAAUUAGACGCUAUCAUGAAGUCCUUCGAGACCUGUUUGAACAACCUCAGCUACGUCGACAGCUUCUCGUCGUUUGUCGGUGCUCUAUUCAGCAGCUACGUCAGCAGCGUGUCGUCACUCAUCGGUGCUCUCUUCGGCAGCACUGAGUGGCAGCAUGGCCCAGUGUCUAGCGAUGUCCUUACUAAGGAGCCUGAAGACCCCCGUGCGCGCCUCCGGCUCGCGCUCACCGCUGAAAAACACACCGGGCGCCUACGGGGCGCAAUGGCCACUGUCGCAGAGGGCACGAGAAAGGUCCGCACCCGUCUUUUCUGCCUGCCCGUGAAACCUGCCGCUGAGGAUCUAUGCUCGUGGCUCGUGAAGGAGGUACGGGAUCACAUCGCUGUACUCAAAGCCGAGCGGGGCGGCGCUGCUCAGCCUGAACAAGAUCCGCAUCACACGGCCCAGAAGGCGGCACCUUACUGGAAGGAGCUCGCGGUGCUUUACGGCGGCUACGGUAUUGCGCACAAGGGACUCAAGGACAAUAUCUGGGACUUGAGCCUCCUUCUCUCCGAUAUCAGGGAGCUGUUCUGCGACAUCGGCACGAUUCUCAUGAACCAAGAGUAUUUCAAGCGGUGGCAUCAAGCCUACAAUGCGUACUCCGAGAUGAUCGCUGCCUCGGACUCCAUCGCGUCCAGAGUGUCUACGUGGCUGGGCUGUAUGAUCACAUUCUUGUCGUCGGAAGUGAAUAUUGACAGGCUGUUGGUAUUUGCCAAGGGGUUUGAAUCGUUCUAUGCUACCACGAGCUUCCCCGCAGACAUCGAGACCAUCCUCAAGUCUUUCGAGACCAUCGCGAACGACCUGCGGCGCGCCGUCGACGACAUCCUCAAACAAGGCACCGAGGCGUUCGAAGAGGAUGAGGAAAGCGGGGACUAUGUUCAUUAUGAGAUGACCUUUACCGACAUGCUUUUUGGGGCGUUCUUCAGCCUUGAAAUGUUCAUCGGUGGUUUGUUCGGCGGCUGGACUCAGCGUCAGGAUGUCCCAGUGCCUCGCGUUGUCGUCGAAAACAACCCCGACGAAGACUCUCAGGCGCACCCCCGGCGUGCGUUUACGAUUCGAGCCAAUGAAGCCAGGCGCUUGCGGGACCUCAUGGACAAGGUCGAGCAGGGCGUGGGGCAGGUGUGCAGUCGGCUCAAGCAACAGGAGGCGCUCUUCGGAGAGGUGUUUGACCUGCAGAGGUCCAAGCUCCAAGAGGAUAUCCGGGGCCGCAUCGCUGCAUUCGAGGCCGACGGGGACGACGCUGAUGGGACGACCCAGGCCCGCGCGAGCCCUUACUGGACGGAGCUCGCGGAGCUCUACAGCGUCUACUCCAUGGCAUCCAAAGUAAAGUACUAG
Messenger RNA from Epithele typhae, 1677 nucleotides. RefSeq lists its product as uncharacterized. The coding region runs from base 1 to 1677 and encodes 558 amino acids. The transcript has 16 exons. NCBI's taxonomy places the organism in Eukaryota, Fungi, Basidiomycota, Agaricomycetes, Polyporales, Epitheliaceae. The record is from RefSeq and is a predicted model, not a curated record.